AUGAGUUAUGAGCAAUGCUUGUACUUGCUAUCACCCAAAAAGGAACUGUCUUUUUGGAUUCAUAAGUUUCGAGAAAUUUUUGCAAAAAGCUAUGUUUUUUUUACGUUCUUCAUGGUUGAUUUCGAUUAAAAGAGAUCGCUUUUUGUAGCUCAGGUCUCAUCAAAUCUGAAUCCAAUUUUCAGUUGGUGGAUAUUGGAUGAUGCUGGUUGUUUCGGAAAACUACUUAUUAAGCCCUUCUUUGUACCUUAAAGCUCUUAAAUUAUGCAGCUACCAAAACGUCAAGAAACAACUAUUGUUGAUCCAUGGGAAUUCGAUUACAAAUGGGUUCUGCUCCAAUCUCCAGUUGAAGGACAUGUUGAUAGAUUUGUACUUAAAACAGGGAGAUGUGAAACAUGCACGUAAACUGUUCGAUAGAAUUUCUAAGAGAGAUGUGGUUUCUUGGACAGCUAUGAUCUCGAGGUUUUCUCGAUGUGGAUAUCACCCGGACGCGUUGUUGUUGUUUAAAGAGAUGCACCGGGAAGAUGUUAAGGCUAAUCAGUUCACUUAUGGGAGUGUUUUGAAGUCGUGUAAAGAUUUGGGGUGUCUGAAAGAAGGGAUGCAGAUACAUGGUAGUGUGGAGAAAGGGAAUUGUGCAGGGAACUUAAUUGUGAGAAGUGCAUUGCUUUCUCUUUAUGCCAGGUGUGGAAAGAUGGAGGAAGCUCGUCUUCAGUUUGAUUCAAUGAAAGAAAGGGAUUUGGUUUCUUGGAAUGCUAUGAUCGAUGGAUACACCGCCAAUGCUUGUGCAGAUACUUCGUUUAGUCUGUUUCAGUUGAUGCUCACGGAAGGGAAGAAGCCAGACUGCUUCACCUUUGGAAGCCUCUUGAGAGCUUCUAUUGUCGUUAAGUGUCUUGAAAUAGUCAGUGAAUUACAUGGAUUAGCGAUCAAGCUGGGUUUUGGGAGAUCAAGUGCACUAAUUAGGUCUCUGGUUAAUGCAUAUGUGAAGUGUGGUAGCCUUGCCAAUGCUUGGAAACUGCACGAGGGCACAAAGAAAAGAGACUUACUAUCUUGCACUGCUCUAAUUACAGGUUUUUCACAGCAGAACAACUGCACAAGUGAUGCCUUUGAUAUCUUCAAAGAUAUGAUACGGAUGAAAACAAAGAUGGACGAAGUUGUAGUAUCCUCGAUGCUUAAAAUAUGCACCACCAUUGCAUCUGUAACCAUUGGAAGACAGAUCCAUGGUUUUGCCUUAAAAUCUUCCCAAAUCAGAUUCGAUGUUGCUUUGGGGAAUUCGCUGAUAGAUAUGUAUGCAAAGUCUGGGGAAAUCGAGGAUGCAGUCCUGGCUUUCGAAGAGAUGAAAGAGAAAGAUGUGAGAUCAUGGACCUCUUUGAUUGCAGGAUAUGGAAGACAUGGGAAUUUUGAGAAAGCAAUUGAUCUUUAUAACAGAAUGGAGCAUGAAAGGAUCAAACCGAAUGACGUUACAUUUCUUUCUCUCCUCUCUGCUUGUAGUCAUACAGGACAAACCGAACUAGGCUGGAAGAUUUACGACACAAUGAUCAACAAGCACGGAAUCGAAGCUCGAGAAGAGCACUUAUCUUGCAUCAUAGAUAUGCUUGCGCGCAGUGGCUACUUGGAAGAAGCUUAUGCACUGAUAAGAAGUAAAGAGGGUAUUGUAAGUCUUAGCUCAUCAACAUGGGGAGCUUUUCUUGAUGCAUGCAGGCGCCAUGGGAAUGUGCAGCUCAGUAAAGUAGCAGCCACGCAGCUUCUGAGUAUGGAACCGAGGAAACCAGUCAAUUACAUCAAUUUGGCCAGUGUGUAUGCAGCUAAUGGAGCAUGGGACAAUGCUUUGAAUACUAGAAAGCUUAUGAAAGAGAGUGGUUCCUGCAAUAAAGCUCCAGGAUACAGCCUUGUGUAUUGA
This is a messenger RNA of Arabidopsis thaliana (thale cress), 1894 nucleotides long. RefSeq names its product PPR superfamily protein. Gene Ontology annotation, biological process: RNA modification. Gene Ontology annotation, molecular function: RNA binding. Lineage: Eukaryota; Viridiplantae; Streptophyta; Magnoliopsida; Brassicales; Brassicaceae. Bases 197 to 1894 code for a protein of 565 amino acids. The record is from RefSeq and is marked reviewed. The transcript is spliced from 2 exons.